GGGGAGGUCACUAAAAACAAAACGAAAACACAACAAAGUAACAAAGCAUAUGAUUAUCAUUAUGAGAUAGACUAGAUUUGACUAGAUCUAGAAUCUAGACUCUAGAUCUAGGCCUAGGUCUAUAAUAUAGUAGACUAGACUAGAAUACAGGAUGAAUUCAACUUCACAAAGACUAACUUUUGUAAACAAGAUUAGCAUCCUACUAAAAGCAACUUCUGAUGAUGAGAACGCAACUCCCGGAUAUAUGUUUAGAGAAAUAAAUGAUAUAAGCUUCGAGUCUUCUGGCUAUUGUGAAAGUCUUGCAGAGUUUUUGAUUGAUCGUGUCCGGCAAAAAUCAUGCAACAUAAAAUUUAAGGCUUUGAAAGUGAUCAAAUAUCUAACAGAGAAUGGGAGUCUUACAUUCCAGUCUGCUAUUCGGAAAUAUUCUGAUGUGAUUAAAGAAUGCAUCAAGUUUGGUGGCCCACCACAUCCGAUGCAUGGAAACACUCCUUAUCUAUCAGUCCGUGAACUAUCGAAGGAACUGUGUGAAGUCCUGUAUAAUAAGGAUGUCAUCACAAAGUCACCUGAUGGAGCUGCUUCUCCUGAACAACCAAUACCUUUUAAAUAUGGAGGACUUGGACCAGUACAAAGUAAAGGAACAUAUCAAGGUUUUGGUAACACUCCAACAAAUCAGACAAGAGGUAUCGAAGACAUCAUUCUAGAUGGAAUUGAAAAGUUUGGUGCCAGGAUAACAGAGACAGCAGCUGACCGCCAGGCCGCUGUCCUUGCCAAACUUGACCUGGGCAGCUCAACUAGUAACUAUAAGCCGCCAGUUGUUAAUUACCCUUUGGAACAAACUUCUAGUCAAAUGAAAGCUGCAGAACAUCAACAUCCGACUCGAACUGUAAAGAAACACCAACCUGGCAAAGCAGGAGGAGGUUGGGGAGAUGAAGAAGACAGUGAUGAGAAUGACAGCACAUCAAACCAUCCAAGUAUGGAGACUGAUAGUCUGUUUGAUCCUAGUGUUAGACUUCAGCCUGAGGCAGACUGGCAAGAAGAGACAGACUUAGUUGCCAGGUUUUUGAGGCAAGGAUCAACUGGCAUCGAUAGAAUGUAUUUGUCUCCUUCGGAUCUAAAAAAUUUCCUUGCCAGGUGCAGCUCCCUAAGUUGUGACGCUGUCGUGGAAAUACUUCUGUCCAAACUCGUCUCACUGGACGCUGGUGUAGUUUUGAGAGCACUUCAGUUGCUGGAAAGUGUAAUAUUCAACAGAGAAGAGCUCAUCAAUAUAGACACACUUGCUGCCAUGUGUAAGGUAACUCUGGUCACAUGCUACAAUAACUGCCACACAAGAUUAGAAGAGUCGCCCAACAUACGAGGAUCAAAGAAUCAACUCAGCAAUCAGUCCCCGUGGAGCAGUGUCAAGGUCAAACUUGCUAAAGUUGUUCUCAUCCUUCAAAAGUUGUCCUCUCAUAAAGACAUUUUACCAGCAGAAAGAUUAACAGGCUUCAAUUCUUGUGUAGCUCCAGUGAUACCCCAAGUCAAUUAACCCAUUAGCUUUUUUUGCAGUUGAGAAUGUUUUUGUCCUAAACGAUUGUAGAGAUUGUAGACCGUUUCUAAAAUCCCCUUUUCAAUAUACUUGCUUUAAAUUACCGAUUCAAAUCUGGAAGAUUUCUAUUGCUUAAAAUAAUUUUUCAAACGAGCAGGCCCAUAGCCACAGUGUAUAAUCCCCCACCUGGGAAAAUGAGUAUUUUCUAAAGGUAUUAAAAUUAUAUAUAUUUUUUAAACUAGACAUAUUGCUCUAUUUUUAAAGUAAGUUAUUUGUUUAUUUAGGUACUAUUAGAUGUUAAAUUUGAUUAUUUUUUCAAAAUAUAUAUUUUUAAUUUAUUUUCUUAAAUUCAGAGUUAGCCUUCAUUGCUUAGGGCUUUGGAAGGUUUUUUCCUAACCGGAAAUAGGAGCUAUUGGGUUGAUUAGAGCUUUGCUUUACUAACUUAGAGAAGCUCUGUGUUUUUUACACAACGAAAGAACCAUCUAGAUCACAUUGCUGUACUAAGGUCACAGGCAUUUACUAUUUUUCCUGCCAUAUAUUAUCAGUAAACCUAUUGUAAAUCUAUAGAAAACCUUGCUCCAUACAUGCACAGAUUAAGUUAAUUCAGUGAAUCAACAAGGUAGGAUGGUUGCCUGGACAAGUGCUGUGGACUACGGACUGUUGUCCAAUUGGUCUCAAGCUCAAACCCCUGCCCGUCCCAUCCCCUGAAGAAGGUUUGAGCAUAAUUAUCUUCAUUUCUGACAGAACGUCAAACCUUAUGAAACAAAUGAAAACAGUUUGAAUUUCUACUAAAGCAUUUUUAAACUAUAUCAGAAUUAUAGUUUACAUAGUCACACCACUGAAACUAUCCAUGUACUAUGGAAAAUAAAACAAUGAAACUUCAGAAGCUGAAUUAAUAUUAAAAAAAAAGCUCUAGUAUUUUAGGGCCUCAUUACUUAGCCAUAUUUGAUGAGAUUGCUAAGUAAAAUGUAGGUAACCAUUUAACUUUUUAUUUCUGUAAUUAUUUUCCAUGUUCUGACAGAGUUCAUUUUUCACAUUUGUACAUUCUACCCUGUUAUGAUUUUAAACUUCAAUAACAUUUUAGUUUGUAAUCAGGAAACAUUAUUUUUUGGUAUAGAAUUUUAGAAGAAUGCUCUUUUUAUAUAACACAAAUUAAAGUUUAUAAAACGAAAAAUUAAUUUUAUAUAAUGGGGCCAAAUCAAUGUUGGUGUCUUUCAUUAGGAGAGAAAGAGUUAAUAACAAUACCCUACCAGGCUCACAAAAUUAAAGGUAGCAAUAAGGUCGCAGUCACUGCUAGGGACCUAUCCUUAAUCAGUAACAUGUAUACAUAUAUAUAUAAUUGUGAAAAAUACUUUACAUGAGCCACUACUAGACUCAAUUCUCAAGGAUGUGAACCCAUUGAGAGUUGGCAACAACUAGUGUUUAUUGUAUGAAACAUUCAUAUUUAAAAGCUAUACAUACCAACUAUCAUGUUAAAAUUAAAUGUUUUGUGUCCUGUGAAAUUAUAAGGAAACUCAUUUCUAGCUGAGCUUAUAGUGUUCUCUGUAUAAAUAAAAUUUUAGUGUGGAUUUUGAGUUUAAAGUAUAGAAUACUUUUUUAAAAAAAUUCAUGAUUGAUCAAUAUUUUCAUUAUAAUUUGUUUCUGAAACUACUGACAGUUGAACUUGUAUAAAAUUUCAUAACUUAUUGUAUGUAUCUCUCAGCUGGAUUCAGUCAAACCAGCUUGAUCCAGGCAUCUUACUGCUGGGCAAGUCUCCAACUGUCUCCACAUCUAGUCCAAUCUCUUUGGCGUCUGCUUCCAAAUGGUGGCACCAUGUAUUCCUGGGUCGUCCUUUGUGUCAUUUCUAUGUAUCAUCUCAGAUUUGUAUUUUCUUUGAUAAGUAUUUUAAUUUUUGUGUUUAAAUAAAAUGGUAGAGAAGUUUUA
This is a messenger RNA of Biomphalaria glabrata, 3448 nucleotides long. Its product is annotated as AP-4 complex accessory subunit Tepsin-like. Gene Ontology annotation, cellular component: trans-Golgi network membrane. The transcript has 12 exons. The record is from RefSeq and is a predicted model, not a curated record. The coding region runs from base 152 to 1525 and encodes 457 amino acids. Lineage: Eukaryota; Metazoa; Mollusca; Gastropoda; Planorbidae.